AUGAACAUGAUCGCGCUGCUGUUGUUUUCCAUUCUUGGAAUGGCGUACGGUACGGACACGAUCACUUGGAGCAUGGUCGGGGAUUGUACGAUCGAUGCAAGGUGCCCCUCGAUCGAUAAUUCGUUGCAACCAACAUUUCUUGCCCAAGCAACUAACUGCAACAAGUUCUACCAGUGCUCCUACGGCAAGGCCUGUGAGCUGACGUGUCCAACCGGGUUACACUGGUCCGUGCAGUUAAAACGUUGCGAGUGGCCAAAUGUGGCCUGCUGCGAUCCGUCGGUCGCGUGUCUUCCUUCCUACCCAACGGCACCCACCAACCCGGUACCGAUACCCACCCCCACGACGAUGGUACCACCCGGUAACAACGCACCCAACCCUACGCAGUGUGUGGCGGAUGCGCGAUGUCCCUUAGAUGACAACCCGAACAAUCCCACGCUACUGCCGCACGAAACUAACUGCGGCUUAUUUUACGCAUGCUCGUACGGUAGACGAUGUCCGCUGCAGUGCAAAGCAGGCGAGCACUUCAGCGUACAGCUGCAGCGUUGUGAUUGGGCACAGUUUACCUGCUGUGAUCCAACCAUACCGUGUCAGCAGCUACCGUCCACACCGGUCGUACCGACGGAAUUGCCUUUGACAGACUGUCAUCCGGAUACCCGCUGUCCGUAUGGGGAUGAUCCGAUGAAACCACUGUUGCUGCCCGCACCAGGUAACUGUGGAGCGUUCUACAAGUGCCGCCGGGGUGACGCCUGCCUGUUACCGUGCCCCGCUGGACAACACUUUAGCCAGGCGAUGCAAGUGUGCGAAUGGCCUCAAGUUGCGUGCUGUGAUCCAACGGUAGCGUGCGUACGAAGUCCGCUCCUGGAGUUGCUUAGUCUUCAGAAAUAA
Messenger RNA from Anopheles marshallii, 885 nucleotides. Its product is annotated as probable chitinase 10. The transcript has a single exon. Gene Ontology annotation, cellular component: extracellular region. Bases 1 to 885 code for a protein of 294 amino acids. Gene Ontology annotation, molecular function: chitin binding. Lineage: Eukaryota; Metazoa; Arthropoda; Insecta; Diptera; Culicidae. The record is from RefSeq and is a predicted model, not a curated record.